GCCAUCUCAAUUAUUUUGGCUGCGGCUGGGAAUCCAAUCACGGCACGCGAGGGCAGCCAUCACUCGCUUCUCCAGCGUCGGCGCUCGUUGGCUCCCAGCGAAUCAAGGUGAACGGGCAGCGCCCACGCCUACGACACUGCAUAGACCACUUCCAAAGCAGCCCACGCCAGCACUUGCGCCAGACGCGAGACCGCACUACCAGAGACGAUGCGCAACAACCUCACGCGCAGCCUCAGCGGCCAGAGCAACCCCACGCCGCGCUCGACCCGCAAUAGCAUUGAUGGCGACGGCGGCGGCCAGCUCCGCGUGAGGAUCGUGAAGGGCCGCGGAUUAGCUGGAGAGCCCUGCAUCACGACGUAUUACGGCGAGACCGAGGUCGCGCAGACGUCGGAAUGGAACGUUACAGUAAUAGCGACGACGGCGGGGCCGCCGAGCCACAAGCCCCAUAAAAAAAUAACGCUCGAGCUGCGCGAGAAGAUGAAUACGUUACGAGACCUCAAGGACGUGUUCGAGGGCCACGGCGCCGCGCUGGGGACGGUUGUGGUGGAUGUCGGGUCGUUGGGUGGCCUCGACGAGAAGUUACGAAUAAGCAGACAAUGGUACGAGGUCCGGCCACCGCGACGCACCCCAAGACACGGUUCCAAUUACGGCGAGAUCGAAAUUGAAAUCGACUACCAGCCCCCCAAGAAGCUGCAGAGCUUCGGCAAAGGGCUGUUCUUGGACGCCGAUGCAAGAUCUUUGAAUUUAUUGGGUGCGCUCUUCGACCGCUGCGACACGAGUCAAAAUGGCGAGUUAGAUAGGGAUGAGUUUAGACGCUUAUAUGCGAAGCUGCGAGAUCUCGACGCGGUCUAUUCAACAGAUAACACAAUGACGCCGAACCACGCCGCGCAGCUGUUCUUUCGGGACGCCGACCUCGACGGCGACGAGCACGUGACGUUCGACGAGGUGCGGGCCGCCGCGAAACGGGCGGCUCUUCGCAAACUACCUAGUCGCGUAGAUGUCGUCGUCCAUUCGUGUCGGGGCCUGGCUCAUGCUUCUUCGGUGAAAAAGAGUACGUGGUGCUGUACCACAGACGCUUUGGAGGAACACACGUUCUGCACCGUGUCGGUUGAUGGAGAGCCCUUUUCUCGUAGUCGGUUGAGAUCCUAUACGCACUCACCCCGAUUCGAACAUUUAACCAGUAUAGAGGACGGGAGUCAUCACGGCGAGGUCGUCUCUGUCGAGUUGUGGCAUCGCCGGAAGGGCAAGGCCCCCACACCUCUCGGAAGAUGUGAUGUCGAUGUCCUAGCGGAGCAGCUAAGAGCGGAACCCAUAUCAGGUGCCCAGUACCAAUCAAGUAGCGCGUGGCACCGCGUCGCGCCGACCGACGGCUUUGGCGACGUCCAGGGUCAAAUCAUGAUUGAGAUUAGGUUUUAUCCGCCAAAGGACACGCCUCGGGUGCGCGGCGGCCACCACGCUUCAUUAAUGUCUCCUACAACUUUGAAAAGGCAUGAAGAGCAGGGUAGGCGGCAAUUUGACAAGUUCUGGCCGUCGUACCGCGGGCCGUGCGCCGUGUCCUUCGAGCGGGAUAGUGGCGAAGGUGUUGGGGAAUUAUUAGAUGACGCGGUGGGCGGUCAAGUCGGCGCGUUGGCUUAUGCUUGUAGCUGCUUGGGUAUUCACUGGUCCGAGACUCUCGCCAAUACAGUGAAUGCAGGUGUACCUACAAGACCGGGGACCCAUGUCGGACCCCAGAAGAAGCGUUCGACCCAAAGAUGGCUCGUGUUGGGCCCCCACGCGGACCGACCCGGGGCUUCUAGGGAUGCUUAUUUAAGGUAUAGUGUGAGGAGCUGGAAGGGCGCCGACGCCUGCCACGCCGCACCGGACGAGCCCUCGGAAUCGUUUUCCAUCCACUGGCAGGACUCGUUCGUUUGUGGGGAUAGGGCCGACAGCGAAGGUAUCCUAGAAAUUGAAUCGAAGAAGAACGGGAGUGUAGAGCUCAAAUUUGCGACACGUCGAGAGUUGUAUGCCUGGUGGAAGCGGCUCCAACGGAUUCAAGAGAGAACCAUGAAGCUGGGGCUACCGGCGGACCCCCGCGCGCAGAAAUUUUUACCAAGACACUGUAGAAGCAGUGAAAGGACGGGUUCGUUAGACGCCGUCGCCGAGUCAGUCAGUGACGCGGCGGAGACGGCGGCGGCGCACAACGACCCGGACUCGUGGGUCGUCGUGCAGCACUCCGCGAAGCGCAUUCUAGAAAGAUUAACAAGGCCUCCUCGCGUCGAUACAGCUUCGUUAGGUCCUCGAGUCUUCGCCUAUCGCGUGCGCGACGCCAUCGGGCAGCUCGGCGAGAUUUUAACCUAUGAGCGGGACGACGUCAUGCUAGAAACGCAGCGCGAAGGGCGGAAGGUGUCGGUCUCGUGUUGGCGCCACGUCGAGCAGUGGCAUCCUGGUCAUGGAACUACGAAGAUGGGCGAGCACGACGUCGUCGUGUACUGCUCGUCCACGCGCUCGUCGGGACGAUCCGACGCGAUUUCUUCGGGAGCGCUUACGAUAUGCUGUGAAUUGAGAUGUGCCUUGGUAGCCGUCGACUUUCUAGGGUCCGGUGGGUCCCAGGACGCCGGCGCGUCGUUCGGGUACUGGGAGCGCUAUGAUCUGUUGGCUGCCGUGAGGUACGCCAAACGUCAGUUCCCGUCAGCAAAAAUCGUAUUGUGGGGCGGCGCGCCGACGGGUGCCGUAGCGUGUGCCUUAUAUGGUUCUGUGAGGUUAGAAGUCGCUCUCAAGGGCAUGGUCUUGGACGGCUGCACGACGCAACUAAAGACGCACGUCUCCGACCUAGCGUCGCUAGCGAUCAAGCCUACUUCUGCUUUAAGGAGGAAAUUAGUGGAUGACGUCGUAGCGUUGGUCGAUGAAAGGUUCCGGAAGAGAACAGGCGUCGGCCUCAAAGCCGUGGCCCCGCAGACGGCGAUAACGAACCACGCCUUUUCCGGUACUCAUUGUCUACUGAUCGGUGAGAAAGACGGCGACGUCGGCACCGCGCGCGACGCGGACAUUUUGCACUCUGAAUUAGACAGAGCCCAUCCUGAGGAUGAGCACCACUUGCUGUUGGUCGGUGGCCGGACGGCGCGGCAACGGCACAAGAAGCGCCACGUGCCCCAGGCGUUGGAGGCCGUGGCUGCCUUUAUUGGGAGAAGGUUCGACGUGUCCAAAGGGUUCCGGUACUUCACGGUGAACUCGCCGAAGGGCAUUCGAGAUCAUCUAUUACAUAGUGUGCCCCCGUGGGACCACUCGGAUGCGGACGACGCGGAUCUCCGGGCGACGCACGAAGCAUUAUCAAGAGAGGAGUCGAUUCUACCUUCUGAACCGUCGUUCCGGGCGCCUCUGCAGCCUUCGGAGUCGAACGAGGAGUACAAGGAGUACCACGGCGACGAUGAUCCGGGGCCCGGUCGUACUCGAAUAGUGAAGGCGAUUUCCUUCCACGAGUAGUGACGUCCUUCUUGAGCCUUUUCGCUUGCACACUAUAAGCUCUGUUUCUUCUCUUCCAAGAAUGCUAAGUAGUACAC
Messenger RNA from Pelagomonas calceolata, 3536 nucleotides. The record is from the annotation of a GenBank genome assembly. NCBI's taxonomy places the organism in Eukaryota, Pelagophyceae, Pelagomonadales, Pelagomonadaceae.